This is a messenger RNA of Prunus armeniaca (apricot), 864 nucleotides long. The record is from the annotation of a GenBank genome assembly. Lineage: Eukaryota; Viridiplantae; Streptophyta; Magnoliopsida; Rosales; Rosaceae.
AUGCCUUACCACGACAAAUCUGGGGAUUUAGAAAAUCAAGAUGAAGAGAAGAAAGAAGAAAGAAAAGAUGAAGAGAAGAAGGAAGAAAAAAAAGAUGAAGAGAAGAAGGAAGAAAAAAAAGAAGAAAAAAAAGAUGAAGAGAAAAAAGAAGAAAAACAAGAUGAAGAAAAGCACGACGAAGAGGGUACUGAAGUAGUUGAUUAUUCAAAUGUGGAGGUGCCAUCUUCCUUACAAUCCCUUUGUCGUUAUGUGGAAACGACACUAAAGCCUCAGGAGAAGAUCAUGACCUUCACAAUUGAGAAGGAGGUGUUUGGUGCAGAUCGCAGUACCUUCGUCUUGCAUGAAGAUAUUACACAGUUAGCAGGCAUGGAAGAAAUUGGGGCUACUGUGGUUGCAGUAUAUAUGAGGUGCUUAUAUGAUCGUUUGAGAGAAGCAAAUAUGUGCAGCAUGGUUGGCUUUAUCGACCCUGCUCAAGUUAGUGCCAACGCUGGCCGUCAUUGGGUCUUGCUGAUUGUGAGAGCAAAGAGGGAAACUGUCUAUUUUCUGGAUCCUCUGCCCGGAAAUCGUGUGGUUGAUGAGGAGGGCAAAAACAUCGUGAACAAUGCUUUAAAAAUUUAUAAUUCCCACAUAGGCAGACCAGGCCGUAAAGCACCAAUUUGGAAAACUCUGCCAGGCACACCAAAGCAACCCAGCAGUGUCGAAUGCGGGUAUUAUGUGAUGCGCUUCAUGAGGGACAUCAUCAUGGAUCCUUCCUUGGAGUUUGAGAAGAAGUUUGCCAAGGGAAAAGAGCAAGCGCCAUACCCCCAAGCAGCCAUUGAUGAAGUCCGGAAUGAAUGGGCAGACAAUUUUGUCUAUAAUAUAUAA